AUGGCAUCCCCAGCACAGUUCUUCGAUCCUUUCUUUGUUGCUAAGCCCAAGCUUGGGAAGUUUGCUAAGAGUGCACCAGGAAGAACAGCACAUUUGGUGAAGACCGAGCACGGUGACACAGUUCAGCCGAUCACUCUACAGAGAACCGACGAACUGCCUAUCAAAGGUCAAGGGACCAUAGCUGUAAGAUCUUCAGCUCAGAACGUCCUUCAUUUUGCCAUCAUCAGCGACCUUGCAGGUGGACCAUCACUUCAUCUCGAGAUUGGCCCCAGGGAUAUUCUCUUGUUCUACGAGGAUGCCGCGGGACGAAACAAGAUAGACUACAUUGAUCUCAAGUCAAGAGAUGCAAGCUUCCUAAAUAUAGCUGCUGAAACAACUUACUGGCUCUCCGUUGAUUCCAAUAACGGCUGGCUGCGCUACGGCAAACACUUUACUAACAAAACGAUGACUCUGAUAGAGGCUACUCUCAAGCACAAAGAUCAGGAGGGAGUAAUGGUGUGGAAUGAUGUUGAGAAGUACCGCUGGCUCGAGACAGUCAAAACUAUAGAGGUGACGCAGGACAAGGGCAAUAUUCUUAGCCCUGUCGUCUCGCCUGUACCUAUCGUAAUGGAUCUGCCACCCUUUGUGCGGACUUCCGACCAGAUUACACUUUCGGAUAUCGAGAAUGGCUUCUUCACAGCCCCAAUCAACCUUCCGGAUGCUUGCCAAAAGCUCUACGGGAAUAUCGCUGGGGCCAAGAUUGUCCUCAAUGACGAUGACUUUCCAAAUUUUUCAGACGCCAUACAACAUAGCUGUAUUACUCCUGGCUGCUGGGCGUUUGAAAAGUUGCAAGAGAAGGCAAACGCAGGAGAACUAGGCCAUGAUCUGGCAGGUACAUACUUGAGGAUUACUCUGGGUUAUAAUCAGGGCGACUCACCUGGUAUACCGUAUGUCUUAGAGAUCUGGCCCGCAAGUCAUCAUUCGCCAAUACACGACCACGGAGAUGCAUGUGCCGUCAUCAAGGUGGGUGUCCUGCAGCUAGAAGCCGUGUAUGCUGACCACGCUCAGGUGCUCCACGGGGCUAUCACAUGCACCUGGUACGAAUCACUUGAAACCACAGCCUGGAUUGGACAACCUGCGACACUGUCGGAAGGUCAAAUUACCUGGAUUAGUCCCGAGCAAUACCAGAUCCACAAACUUCAAAACGACACAGCUACUGUGUGUUGCACAAUUCGGUGCUAUCGCUACAUGAAAACUGACAACGUGCACUACGAUGGCUUUAAUUGGAGAGACGACAAUGGAAAGUCCCAGAAAUUCGUACCAAACAGCGACACUACCUUCACUGAUUUCCGCAACAUCAUGAAGGCAGAGUGGACAGCCACGUUAUCUAGGAACGGGACGAUGGAAGUUAGCUGA
This is a messenger RNA of Lithohypha guttulata, 1395 nucleotides long. RefSeq lists its product as uncharacterized. Lineage: Eukaryota; Fungi; Ascomycota; Eurotiomycetes; Chaetothyriales; Trichomeriaceae. Bases 1 to 1395 code for a protein of 464 amino acids. The transcript has 3 exons. The record is from RefSeq and is a predicted model, not a curated record.